AUGAGUAUAAGAAAGCUAUUGACUCUCUCUAUUCGUAAGUUGAGGCAGCACGCAGGUAAGAGCCAGAUCAAGCGGUUGACGCAAAUCUGUCGCGAUCAGCCUCAAGUAGAUGUCCGUUCGAUCCUGUACGAGACCUCUAAGCCCAUGGCCAGUUGUAGUAGCAAAACGGCAUCUAGAACGGAGGGAAAUCCAAGCUCGCCACAGAAGCGAAACAUGAUCUCUGACUUGAAUACAGGAACUUCCUCUCCUUACUGUGCGUUGCUUCGAAAUACCGCUCGUCAUUCUUGGAAAAGCCGUUCCUUCGUUGAGGUCGCGCGUCCUGUCUCUGUCCGCCACACACACCUUCCGUAUGACUACGCAACUGCAGGUACGCGAAAUAUGGGGUAUGUGAGACUUCAUAGGUUGGCGGCAAUACUGUUGAACUCUCCACCAACCUCUUCCAUCGCUAAACUCGUUGCAUUCAGCUCUCUGCUCCAUAUCUUUCGCUUUCGUUACUAUCUGCAGCCCAUCACUUCCUGCCCUAGCCCCGGUACUAUGUGUAGAUUCACUUGGAACCGCUGGUCUUGUGGGCACUUCAAUAAGACCCGAAUAGAGUAUUGCGAUGUGUCGGCUUUGUUCACACCAGACGACCGGGAUGAGCUUCCUUGCCAUACUCCAGAUGACAGCCCCGACUACAACAAUCAUUUUCCGGAAUGGUGUUUUGGCUGCACAUUAGGCCACCCUCCUGCAGAAACUCGCUUACACUACAUUGAACUCCACCCGUUAGAGUGCGAACACCGGUUAACAGCGUCAGAAGACGAAUACACGAGAGCGUUCCAGGCUACGCAGCUCGCACGGCGCGAAUAUGACAACUUAUGCGAAGCCGCAGCUACUGGAGUAAGAGAGUGUAUCAAUUCCCUGGCCCGCGAUCUAUCUCAGUUCGAAGACCAAUACCGCGCACUGGGCGGUCAAUACUACCGUCAAGGCUGGUUUGCUCACCGAGACGCCAUACUCCGGCACGACGCUUUUAACAGACUGAUCGAUGCGUUCCACGGCAACAUUCCCAUUCCCCAUCGGAGGUUUUUUCGAGGAUGGCUCGAUCUUGAGAUUUCAAUCCGCGCAGCUCUUGAUGCACUUGAAGAUAGAAGCAAGAUACGGGAGAUCCGGGUGCAGACAUCUCGAAAGGAAUGUCAGGUUGCUACCACCUUUGUUCGAAAUAUUAACGAGAGUCUCAAUCAAUUGAAGUGCGACAUCUCGCAUUUCGAGUUCGUCGAAGAAGCUAAUCGACAGUUUCGGCUCGAUGGCCGACCAACAACCCGUGACCGAAAUGCAGCGCUCUGGUACUGGCUUAAAUGUCUUCCGGAAACUCAUCUAGCGCUUCAAGCCGGGAAAAGAAGGUAUCUGAUCAUACAAGAUGCGCUCGGAUGUUCUGAUGAGGGGUUCGUCAAUACCUUGCCACUUUGUACACCUACCGGACGAUGGACGCAUCGGCAAAGCGAGGAGCAUCUAGACAUUGAAACACCCACUACAGCGAGCAGCCAUAAUCGCCAACGCGAAGAGCGUCCGGAAAUUGAUAUACCCAUCAUGACCAGUAGCUAUCGUCGCCAAGUCAACAGGCGUUACAGACGCAGCUACGAUGGGGGUGGGUCCCAAUGCUCGAACGAACAAGAUUGGGUAGACGAGAUCCACACACCGAGAGACGACAGUGAGCCAGUAACAUUUUCCGUCCGCAGAAGGCUUCUCGAAUUAGAUUUUAUGGAGACAAUGGGACUCUUGUAUAGUCUUCGUCUAAAAUUGAAAGUGAUUUUCUUUCUUAACCAAUGGUUUUUGGGUUCCCAAUUUCCCUAUAUUUUCUCAGUAUGUCUCAAUAAUACGCAUAUGGGAAACUCUAGGGCGUUCGGCUUCCUAGGAGCUUUACUUCUGGGAUCUUCUCAUUCAGUUCUCAGGGUACCUUUGUUUCUCUCAAAGAAUCAAGCCAUCCAUAAUAAAUCACGCGAUUACUGCAUUUACACUCACAGCAAGACGUACAGCAAACUUUGGUUUCUCCCUAUCACCACAAUACAAAAGACGCUACUAAUCUGCCAUAACUCUAAAUGGAAAUAUCUGGAAAAGCCAUCCCGCUCUUAA
Molecule: messenger RNA, 2106 nt
Organism: Lindgomyces ingoldianus
Lineage: Eukaryota; Fungi; Ascomycota; Dothideomycetes; Pleosporales; Lindgomycetaceae
Exons: 8
Coding region: 1-2106 (701 amino acids)
Source: RefSeq, a predicted model, not a curated record